GUGGGGUGCGGGCGGGGGGCUGUCAGAUAAUAUGUUCCUCGAAUAGAUGUCGAUGGGAGGAGUUUCGUGCCUCAAGGGGGUAGGUAGACGCGAACACCUUCAGCAUCUUUUCCACGGCGCGCUUUAAUGUGGAAUCAAAGCCUUAUGUCGAAGCGUGGGGACCGGGGAGCAGUCCAGCGCCGACACGGAGCUUUACUCUAAUAUGGGAUUUCACGGCGUGGACGUGGGAGGCAAUGUGAACUUGCACACACUUCUCUGACCUCUUGGGUAGCACACCGAUCAAGCAAGGAAGGCUGAACUCAAACCACCUCUAGAGGGUUUCCGCAUUAUUUACCCUUGAGUGGACUGGAAUGCAAAGAUGCCAGUGCUGGAGAAAGAGACGGCCAGAGACCGAGAAGGCCAAGUGUUGCCAAAGGUCCCUGUGCCCCCACUGAAGCAAACCCUUGACACGUACUUGAAGUGUGUCCAGCACCUUGUGAAGGAGGAGCAGUUUAAGAAAACAAAGGCCAUCGUGGAGAAGUUCGGGGCUCCUGGAGGCGUCGGAGAGGUUCUACAGAAGAAGCUUUUAGAGAGGAGGGACAAGACAACCAACUGGGUCUAUGACUACUGGCUGGAGGACAUGUACUUGAACAACAGGUUGGCCCUACCGGUCAACUCCAGUCCAGUCAUGGUGUUUCCUAAGCAGACGUUCAGAGAUCAGAAAGAUGCCCUCAGAUUUGCAGCUCAAAUCGUCAAAGGAGUGUUGGAGUAUAAGGGACUCAUUGAAGAGCGAGCACUACCGGUGGAUUUCGCUCGAGGCCAGUUAGCUGGAACCCCUCUGUGCAUGGAGCAGUACUACCGCCUCUUCACCUCCUACCGCUACCCGGGGAUAAAGACAGACACGCUGAAGGUCCAGAUGAACGCAGCCUCCUCAGCGCCGGUGCACAUUAUUGUGGCGUGCAAGAGCCAGUUUUUCGUGUUGGAUGUCGUCGCAAAAAGCAAGAGGCUCAACGAGACGGAGAUCUUAUCCCAGCUGGAGAAGAUCAUGAAAAUGGCAGAAAACGCAAACGAAAGACUCCCUCCCGUUGGUAUCCUGACAUCCGAUGGGAGAACAGAUUGGGCACAAGCCAGAGAUGCACUAACAAAAGAUCAAACCAACAGGGACUCUCUGGCCCUGAUCGAGAGCUGUCUGUGUUUGGUGUGUCUGGAUGAACCCAGCGGCCUGAUGCCCAGUGACACCAACAGGGCCCUGCUGAUGCUGCACGGUGGCGGCCGCGAGAAGAACGGGGCAAACCGCUGGUAUGACAAGUCAAUGCAGUUUGUUGUAGGAAUGGACGGGAUAUGUGGAGUCGUGUGCGAGCAUUCGCCAUUCGAGGGGAUAGUUCUGGUGCAGUGCUCUGAGUACCUGAUGAAAUAUAUAAACGCUAGUCCCUCCAAGAUGGCGACGGUUUCCGGCAUCAGAGAGCUGCCCCCUCCGAGAAGACUGCUCUGGAAAUGCAACCCGCACAUCCAGGGGCUCCUGACAGCAUCUGGAGACAGACUCCAGAGGCUGGUGAAUAAUCUUGACAUGGAUGUUUUCAAGUUCAAAGCUUAUGGAAAAGAAUUCAUCAAAAAGCAGAAGAUGAGUCCAGAUGCGUUUAUACAAAUGGCUUUACAACUUGCAUUUUACAAAUGCAACGGACGGCUCGUGUCCACUUAUGAGAGCGCGUCCAUCCGGCGUUUCCAAGAGGGUCGGGUAGAUAACAUUCGCUCUGCCACCCCUGAGGCCCUGGCCUUCGUGAUGUCCAUGACAGACGAGAGGGCCACUUUCAGCGACUCAGAAAAAAUGAAACGAUUGAGGGAUGCAAUUAAUGCCCAGACAAAUUAUACAAUUGCAGCUAUUACAGGAAUGGCAAUAGACAAUCAUUUGCUCGGACUUCUGAGGAUCUCAAAGGAGCUCAACAUGGAGAAGCCCGAGAUGUUCUGUGAUGAAACGUAUCUGGCCAGUAACCAGUUCAUCCUCUCUACCAGUCAGGUUCCGACCACAGUGGAAAUGUUCUGUUGUUACGGCCCGGUGGUACCCAACGGCUAUGGUGCCUGUUACAACCCGCAGUCAGACCACAUCAUCUUCUGUGUGUCUAGUUUCUGGGAGAACACAGAGACGAGUUCGGCCGUUUUCGUCAAAGUCCUGAACGAGGGCUUGCUUGAAAUCAGGGACCUGUGCAAUAGAAGCAGCGCUGCGGCUACCAAAGUGGCUGAUAGCAGCCACGGAGCCGGCCAGCCUCAUACAUCAGGGAACUAAGCCAUACUGAGAAAGCACGCCCACUCAGCUGCUCCUCUCAGCACUCUUAGACUUUAGAUUUUAGCUUUAGACCUAGUAGUCGAGAUACCGUCAUGUGUCUUUGUUGUCUGUGCAAUAGUGUUCCCUUCACAACAAAGUGCAAAGCCUUAAAACUUCAUAUAUAGUGUGUAAAUAUAUAUAUAUAUAUAUAUAAUAUAUAUAUAUAUAUAUAUAAAAAUGUGAACAAAAAGUGGAAAACAAGUUUUCUUUGGAUCCGUGUAGACAGAAUGAUUUCCGCUUGAACCGGCAGACUGACAUUAACCGGUCUGCUGCCUUUGGGAAACUGAAGCCAUGCCUGCUUUGUAGCACUGAUGAGAGGGGAACCUCCUCCAUCAGAGAGUGAAUAAACUGGGUGAUCCCAAUAUAUAUCUCACACACAUAGAGUAGUAAUAUAAUAGAUUUGACUAAAAAAAAUCCAAUAAUGUAUUUAAGUGACUUCUAACAAUCAUAACAUCCUGUAAAUGUGAUCCUGCCAAUCUGUUUCACUCUGUGUCUGCCAUUAUGUUAAAAAAAAAAGAAACUGGAUAAAUGGUACUAUAAGAUUCAUUUUAAUGUUGUAAAGUUUGUUUUUUUUAACUCUUGUAUGUAAAUUGUUUUAUUCUACUGACACCAUGAAGUUGCCAAAGAGGUUGUGCAUAUGUGAAGUCCGUCUGAUGAGGCACAUGAAUGAAUAACUGUAAACGUAGGGGACUGGUUAUAAAUAGCGUGUGUUGAGGGAAAACGUGUGUGAUAUGGUUUCAGUGGCACAUUUGAAGUCAUCUAGUUGUACUGUGUGUAUGUGUUCUAUAUUAUAGCAAUAGUUAAAAGGUGUAAUGACCAAUGCUACUGUAUUACCAAGAUACAGUCCAGUGGUGACUAGGCGAGGCAAACCACUGUGCUCAUGUGUAUAUAAGUGCUUUGUAUCUGCACUUAGAGGUAGAGUGAGGGUAGUGAUGUAUUGUUGUACUGUAGGUACUUUGUGCAAUAACAAAAUAGCAAGUGCAGUAAGGGUAUAUGUGCAAUUUACCGAAUCUGUUCAUUAGACGCAUGGAGCUUACGUACAAUGACAUUAGGCGUAACUAUGGUAGCUAUUUUUGAUAUUCAGAAAAAUUAUAUGGAGUAGCAUUAGAAUGAAUUAUGGCAAUCGACAUCAUGCAUGCCGUUUUGGUGGAAAAUGUCCAUGCAAGGUUACUGUGACUUGGAUUCAUCUGCAAAUUUAUAUUGUGGGUGUUAAAAAAUGUGAGGAUAUUUGUUGUCCUGUGUCCAGGUGACACUUACCAUAUGUUUGUCAUGUAUCUGUGUAUCAUCAGCCAAAGUGAAUGUGAACCAUGUCGAUGGUUAACGUCAAGAAAAGAAACACAUGCAUGUUUAUUCUUAUAGACUAACUGUAUUUUUGUAUGGUUACAUGAAGAGCUUAAAUAACGAUAAAGUAUUAUUAAAGGGUACACAUGAGUAACAAAAAUGCCUUAAAAUAAACUGAUGCAAACUGUUUUCCAUAAUUCCUGACAGAUGUAAUAUUCUAUAAAUGUUUAAUGUUCAUUUGAUCUACUAGGUGUUCGCCGUCCAUUCUGAUUGGUACAUGUAAAAGAAUGUAAUAUUUGUCAUGUGUUACUCAGUGGAUUUUCCCUUUGUCUUGUUCACACAAAGUAACUUGUGGGUAAAUCAGGCUGUUAUAUCUAUUAUACCACAGCAUAGUAAUAAUGUGGGCCGAUAAAUUAAUGUUAUACUCGUCCAUGAUCCACAUCCACAUUUUUGUGAAUGGCAACUAAUGUGUAACAUGUCAUUGACAACGAGAAUAUAGUGUUUUAUUGAGUCAUUUAAUAUCCAAUGAAUGUCCAGUGAAAAUUAAUUUUUUUAAGGUUCCAACAGUAUUUUGCUGAUAGAAGACAUUGCCAGUGUAGAUGGAUGGAAUAAAACUGCUGUGUAGCUAAAGCUGAUAUUCAAUUCCAGAAAUAAAACAAACUUCAAACUAUCA
Messenger RNA from Seriola aureovittata, 4253 nucleotides. Its product is annotated as choline O-acetyltransferase-like. Gene Ontology annotation, biological process: neuromuscular synaptic transmission; acetylcholine biosynthetic process. Gene Ontology annotation, molecular function: choline O-acetyltransferase activity. The transcript has 15 exons. The coding region runs from base 359 to 2260 and encodes 633 amino acids. Lineage: Eukaryota; Metazoa; Chordata; Actinopteri; Carangiformes; Carangidae. Gene Ontology annotation, cellular component: cytoplasm; neuron projection. The record is from RefSeq and is a predicted model, not a curated record.